This is a messenger RNA of Penaeus vannamei (Pacific white shrimp), 1173 nucleotides long. The record is from RefSeq and is a predicted model, not a curated record. NCBI's taxonomy places the organism in Eukaryota, Metazoa, Arthropoda, Malacostraca, Decapoda, Penaeidae.
AUGCUAUUGGUAUCAGUAACCAUACUACAGCUAAAAAACAUUGAGAGCAAGGUCCCCUCUUCAGCUGAAUCCCAGGUAAUUUGUAUAUUGCCUAUCAUAUUUUCAAUCCUUGCUAAAUUAAAUGCUUUUUGCCUUAUAUUACAGGUUUUUGCCAAGAUUGAAGGCUUUUUAAGUGAAGAACUGGUGGAAAAAACAAGAGCUGUGUAUGCAUUUGAUGUAACUGGAGAUGAGAGUGGCAAGUGGUACUUGGACCUGAAGAAUGGCUCUGGGGCCUGUGGCCGUGGAGAUCCCCCAGUUGCAGCUGAUGCUACAUUCUCCAUGAAUAGCAGUAAUUUCUUCAAGAUGUUUUCAGGUUCUCUGAAACCAACCACUGCCUUUAUGACGGGGAAAAUGAAGUUGUCUGGUGACAUGGGGAAGGCAAUGAAGUUGGAGAAGUUGAUGGGCAAACUAAAGUCAAAGCUUUAAUUAUGAGCAUUAGUAUCUUUUGUAAAACUAGUGUACAAGAUUAGUUUCACUAUUUUUAUAGGAAAAAUUGUUUGAGAAAGGAACUAAUUAUGAAACAUACCACAAACUUACCUCUUGUCAGAUAGUUGUUUACAGAAGCAUGACAUUAUGCAUUUUACUUUGUGUUGGCAUCUUGUAACAUACAUGGCUUUAAUCAUAAAACUACACUAUACUCAUGUCAUUGACAUUUAAGGACUUUCAUGCCAUAACCAAGGGCAUUGCUAAAUCAAGCAUAAUUCUUGUUACAGUUUAUUAUUAUUAUCAUUGUUAUUAAUUAUACAUAUUUACUUCACUUCUAUUGGAAACUUGGAUUUAUAAAUUGGGUUUCAAAUUUCUGGGAAUAUGUGGACCUUUUUUGUAAUGGUUUUGGCCCUCUUUAAAGUACAAAACAAUUUUGUGCUACUAGGUAUCCAGAAGUAACAAAGUAUUUUAAAAUGUAAUGAAUUUUUAUUUUUGCAACCUUCAUGAUGUUUGGAAAAUGGACUUCAUAUUGAUUUUUGAGUUUAUUUUAUGCUUGAAAUAAUUGAAACUUUAAAGAUCAGAAUCAUUGUUUUCCAAAUACCUGAAUAUAUGCUUAAUAAAAUGUGUCUCUGUGGAGAUGUUAACAAUGCAAUUUUACUAUGUAAUUACUUUAUACUGUAUAUAUGAAAUAAACUGUAUUGGAUAUAA